This is a messenger RNA of Syngnathus typhle (broad-nosed pipefish), 3561 nucleotides long. RefSeq names its product discs, large (Drosophila) homolog-associated protein 1a (gene dlgap1a). Gene Ontology annotation, biological process: signaling. Bases 1 to 3492 code for a protein of 1163 amino acids. Gene Ontology annotation, molecular function: molecular adaptor activity. The record is from RefSeq and is a predicted model, not a curated record. NCBI's taxonomy places the organism in Eukaryota, Metazoa, Chordata, Actinopteri, Syngnathiformes, Syngnathidae. Gene Ontology annotation, cellular component: postsynaptic specialization; glutamatergic synapse. The transcript is spliced from 14 exons.
AUGAAAGGCCUUUCGAGUAGCCGGAGUCACCAUCAUGUGGUGUCCUAUGAGCCAUCAUAUGAUCCGCUUGGUCAGCAUGUUGACCGCAAGCCAUACUUGAUUAGUCAGAUGGACAUGCCACUUCCUAUUGCUGUGCCACAUCCAAAUGAGCUGUCCUACUACAAUGUUCAGCGUACCUCAUACCCCUCUGACAAUACCAGCAUUGUCCCGUAUGGAACCUUUCCUAGACGAUGCCAUUCCACCUCCUCAUCUCAACAUCCUGAGGUAAAGGAUGAGUGUAUGGCCAUGGUACCGUAUGUAGGAGGAGGAGGAGGAGGUGGUGGAGGCUAUGGUGGUAAAACACCCACCCGGGUACCACCAAACUUUGCAGACUCGUUUGAGCAUCAGCCAUCAUUUUCCAGAGAUGGUUAUCAUACGCUCCAAUACAAACGAGGAAUGUUGGCCCAGAGUGGGGGCACGGGGUCCAACGCCAACAAUGACAGCCCAGGGAGGAUUCGCCAUCUGGUCCACUCAGUCCAGAAACUGUUCACCAAGUCACAUUCACUGGAAGGGCCACAUCACACACAGUCUGUCAAGGGGGCCAAUAAUGGGAGUGUUAAUGGUGGUGUUGGUGGUGGAGUAGGUGGUGGUGGUGGUUCAAGGGCAAGUCCAGAGGGUGACGCUCCACCGAUGGGAGGGCGCCAGAGGAAGCGCAGCAAGAGUCGUGAGCGCUGUCGAUCAGCAGAGCCCAAACAUCGAAGCCACCACCAUCAUCACCACCAGCUCCACGGCUCAGCAUCUGCUCCGGGCUCUGGAUAUUGGAGUUCAGAUGAUAACCUGGAACGGGAGCUGUGUCUCUACCACCCUCACCACCACCAACCACCACCCUCGCCUUCACCCUCCAUUUCCCCUUCGCCAAUAGCAUUGACAAUGGGUCGGUACCCUGUCAACAACCCUGACAAGUUCCCCCAGCCACAACAAUACUAUAUGAUGGACCCUUACGGCACAAUCAGUGAGCACCCACACACCCAUACACAUCAUGGCCACUCACACCACCAUUCUGCACUCAAAGCCUCCCGGAGCCAUAACGAUGUGAAGUACGCAGCGCCAUCCUCUUGUGUCCCAGUUAGUGGUAGCAGCAAUAACAUCGGUGGCGGUAUCGGUGGAGGAAGUGGUCCCAUGCUGUCUCUGGGUCUGGUGGACGCGCCCGUCGUGAAGAAAGGGGCAUGGUCGUCGAGCUUAACGGUGAGCAGGGCCCGAGAGGUCUACACCAACAACAGCAGCCACAACCAACUCAGAGCCAGCGCAGGAUCCGCUAACCUAAACCUAGAUAGAGUUCUAGUCAAACCUAGGGGCAGUCAGCAACAGGAGCGCACUUGCCAUUUCCUACAGGUACCUCAGGAUGAGUGGAGCGGUUUCUCUCCUUUGGGGAAGGAGGAUGACAUUCCAUGUCGAAGGAUGAGGAGCGGCAGUUAUGUAAAAGCAAUGGCUGAGGAUGACAGUGGAGACUCAGACGGGAGUCCCAAACCUUCCCCCAAGAUGCAGGCACGACGUGCCAGCUACUUGAAAGCCACCCAGCCAUCACUGACUGAGAUGACCACUCUACAGAUUUCAUCAGAACAUUCCCCAAAGCUACAGAUCAGGAGCCACAGCUACCUGCGUGCGGUGAGUGAGGUUUCAAUCAAUCGAAGCCUGGACACCCUGGACCCCAAAACCCUUCUCGACCCCAAAUCGUUGCUGUCCUCACCCCAAUACCGCUCACGCAAUGAAAGCUACAUGAGGGCCAUGAGCACCAUCAGUCAGUUGAGUGAAGUGGAGGUGAAUGGGCAGAUUGAGCAGGUUUGUGAGCAGGUCUACAGCGAAAUGCAGGCUCAGGCCAUGGAGGCUGCUAUGGACAGGAUGGACAGACUGGACAGGAUGGAUAGGAUGGACAGGAUGGAUACCAUGGAUACGUUGCCCAUGCCAGGAUGUUUCCGAAUGAGGAGCCACAGUUAUGUAAGAGCUAUUGAUCAGGGCUGUGCUGGGGAGGAAGAAGGAGAAGGAGGAAGACCUUUGCUUCUGUUGCCAUCCUCUCCACCACGCACAUCUGCCACGACUGUCAGGACCAUCCAGAGCAGCACAGUUUCAUCUUGUAUCACAACAUAUAAGAAAACUCCUCCACCAGUGCCACCGCGAACCUCCACCUGCUCAACAGCCUCUAAGCCCUACAUCUCUAUUACAGCACAGAGCAGCACAGAGUCCGCACAGGAUGCAUACAUGGAAGAAGAAGGACCAAGAGGUGACAUGACUAUCCAAUCCGGACUCAGUAACUCAACUGAAAGCAUUGACAGCAUGAAGGCUUUGACUGCUGCCAUUGAGGCUGCCAACGCACAGAUUCAUGGACCAGCCAGUCAGCAUGUCAGUAACAGCACUGUGACAAUCAACACCCCUGCACCCCCAGUCUUUAGAGGUCUGAUUGUUGAAGACCACCAUGAUGACUACAGGAAAGAGGCACUCAGGAAGGGCACAUGUCUCUCCAUAGGUAUCCAGGUGGAUGGACCAGAAGAAAUUCUGGACCCAGAGGACCCAUCUAAAUUCACCUCGGUUGGUGUGCAAGUGGAGGAUGACAGAAGGUAUCGUCGCUUCCAACGCUCCAACAGUGUGACAACAGCUGUACAAGCAGAUUUGGACAUGCCGGGCCUGCUUGACACCCCUCUUGACUCCUCUGACACGGACUUAGAAGUCCUGUCAUCUGGUCUACUUUCUCGACAAUACUCCCGCGAUGCUGCUUCCUCAACUGUCAGCAUCCAGGGCUCAGGGAACCACUACCACGCCUGUGCCUCUGAUGAGUACGAGGAUGUGGGCUUUGAUCCAUCCAUUCUUCCCCCUCCAGACCCUUGGAUAGAUAGUGUCAGUGAUGAGCUACCUGAUGUGGUGCAGAGGUCAGUCUGUCAGCGAGAUGGCCGAUGGUUCCUAAAACUGCUGCAGGCUGAGACUGACCGCAUGGAGGGCUGGUGUCAGCAAAUGGAGAUGGACGAACAACGUAAUGACAUUCCUGAGGAUGUUCUGGGGAAGAUGAGGAGUGCCAUAGGAAGUGCUCAGCUGUUGAUGUCCCAAAAGUUUCAGCAGUUUAGGGAACUAUGUGAGGAGAACUUGAACCCCCAUGCCCACCCUCGUCCUGUAGCCUCUGACCUGGCUGGUUUUUGGGAUAUGCUUCAGUUGUCCAUUGAGAACAUUAGCCUCAAGUUUGAUGAGCUUCACCAACUUAGAGCCAACAACUGGAGACCCUUAGACCCACCUGAAAGAAAGGAGAGACGGCUUCCGCCUCCAGUACCAAAAAAGCCACCAAAGGCCCCGCUCCACCACCCACCUCUGGCCAGAGAUCGCUCAUUGGAGAGUUCAGAGAAACAGCGACAAGAGGCUAGGAAGCGCUUGAUGGCCGCCAAAAGAGCUGCAUCUGUGCGACAAAACUCUGCCACAGAGAGUGCUGACAGCAUUGAGAUCUACAUCCCUGAGGCGCAGACAAGACUAUGAGGACAUUCCUGAGCAGUAGAGUACCUACACCAUACACAACAUUACAUAUUGUUUACAUGUCAAUUAUUG